AUGUACACAGCUCUCACAUUUCUAUCGGUGAUAAUUGGGACACCAGAUCAGGAUCUGCCCAAUGGCUGUCCAGCAAACUCAUACACAAGUGUACUUCGGCCGCACGAGUCCGACUGCUCGAAAUUCUACAUUUGUAACAAUGGCAACAAGGUUGAAAUGACAUGUACGUCCGGCACAUUAUUCGAUGUGAAUUUAGGAGUGUGCAACUUGCCGUUUGCAGUCAAUUGCCAAAAUUCUGCAUCAAAUUCUAAUCCGACAUCAAGUUCUACAUCAACAUCAACACCAGCAUCAACAUCAACAUCAACUUCAGCACCAACAGCCACUCCGUUGCCAUUAACCGGUCCUAAAAGUUGUCCUGUAGACUCCAGUGGUAAUAGUACCCUGAUACCCCACGAAACAGAUUGUGGCCAUUAUUAUGUAUGCAACAAUGGACAGACACUUGAUAUGCCUUGCUUGAAUGGAAAACUGUUUGAUUACAAGCUUCAGAUGUGCGUAAUAGCACAACUGGUGACAUGUUAUCCUGGAACAAGUAAGGGAUCACCAUCAGCAUCUUUACCAUCAGCAGAAAACCCCACAGAUUUAUCGUCCCAAGAAUGUCCAAAGGACAACGAGACAGAGUACUUACUGCCCCAUGAGGACGAUUGUUCCAGAUACUACAAAUGCAUGUACGGUGGUAAAAUCUUCAUGGCUUGCGAUCGUGGAACCUUGUUCGAUUACAAUUUGAAGACUUGUAUAUACCUGGCAACGUGUUAUCCAGGAGCGACCACUCCAGCUGCAUAUGCUGGUAAAAUGUUCAUUCGUAGGAAGAGCUAA
This is a messenger RNA of Spodoptera littoralis (African cotton leafworm), 813 nucleotides long. The record is from the annotation of a GenBank genome assembly. Lineage: Eukaryota; Metazoa; Arthropoda; Insecta; Lepidoptera; Noctuidae.